AGAUAUAUAGUGGAAAGAUCGAGAGUGAUGCCGUUAGUCUGUCGGCGAUGAGAGUUGCGGCGAGUGUUCUGCUCUUUGUGCUCUUCACCGGUGCUUGCGCCAGGGUCGCCAGACGCGGCGGCCGUUUCAUCCAUGGUGGGCGCGCGGUGGUCGUAGAAGCGGCCACGGAGCCCGUGGUGCACGCCGAGGGGCCGCACUGGCUGGCCCCUUACCUCUACUACGUCGACAUCAGCAGCAGCGCCCUCCUGCGGCUGGACACGAGCUCAGGGAACGUCUCGCGGUGGACGGUGCCUCCCGGAAACGAGCCCGUCACCCUGGCGGUGCCCCUGAACGGCACCGAGGGUGGAAUUUUGAUCAGCAGGGGACGCGAACUGCUCGAGUUCAACACCAAAACGGGGGAGGUGGGCACCAGUUUCGGUUUUGCGGACGUUGGCAGGCCGGGAAACCGAUUCAAUGAUGGCAAGGCCGACCCUGCCGGAAGGUUGUGGGCAGGAACGAUGGGGCCCGAGGAGCCAGGCACGGGAGUGGUUCCCGAUCAAGGCAGCUUGUACCUUUUGGAAAUUGGUGGUUUGACUUCCAAAGUUUCGGGAAUUGACGUGAGCAAUGGUCUCGCAUGGAAUUCUGCUCAAGAUCUCAUGUACUAUGUCGACACUGGCACCGGCAGAGUUGACGUUUUUGAUUUUAACCUCACAACAGCCGCAAUAGAUAACCGCAGGACUGUGAUUGAUUUCGGCGCACAAAAUGUGUCAUGCACCCCAGACGGCAUGGCCAUCGACGCAGAUGACUUCCUCUGGGUGGCCUGCUGGAGUGGUUGGCAGGUAGUCAGGGUCGACCCUGUGCGAGGCCAGGUGGUCGGCCAGGUUUCCCUGCCUGUGCAGUACGUGACGUCGGUUGCCUGGGGCGGCGACAAUUACACUGAUCUCUACGUGACCUCUUCAAAGAGGGACCUCAGCCCCGAAGAGCAACAGCAACAACCGUUGGCUGGCAGUGUUUUCAAGGUCACUGGACUAGGGGUCACUGGGCUGCCUGGCCAAUCUGUGAUACGGCCAACUCAAGAGUGAAUAAAAGAUUUCGUUAUCAAAUAGAAGAGAACGAAUUAUGAUUUUCAACGUUUUUGAUGACUUGAUUGAGAUUGAGUUGAAAAGAUAAAAUUCAAGAUUGGUUUUGAGCAGCUAUGUUAUGUAAGUAACAUUAUACAUGAAACGAACAAGAAUGUAUGAAAGUACUAACUGCGAAAUAUUCGUAUCGUAGUUUCCGGAAAUAAAAAAAUCGUACCAUUUA
Messenger RNA from Cloeon dipterum, 1281 nucleotides. Its product is annotated as regucalcin-like. The transcript has 4 exons. Lineage: Eukaryota; Metazoa; Arthropoda; Insecta; Ephemeroptera; Baetidae. Bases 48 to 1061 code for a protein of 337 amino acids. The record is from RefSeq and is a predicted model, not a curated record. Gene Ontology annotation, biological process: L-ascorbic acid biosynthetic process. Gene Ontology annotation, molecular function: calcium ion binding; gluconolactonase activity; enzyme regulator activity.